Messenger RNA from Sinocyclocheilus anshuiensis, 5299 nucleotides. RefSeq names its product tweety family member 3a (gene ttyh3a). Gene Ontology annotation, molecular function: intracellularly calcium-gated chloride channel activity; volume-sensitive chloride channel activity. The transcript is spliced from 14 exons. The record is from RefSeq and is a predicted model, not a curated record. Gene Ontology annotation, cellular component: plasma membrane. Lineage: Eukaryota; Metazoa; Chordata; Actinopteri; Cypriniformes; Cyprinidae. The coding region runs from base 817 to 2406 and encodes 529 amino acids.
ACUAUCUCAACGUGAGUUUGUUACGGUGGCAUCGGGCUCGUUGCUUGAUUGCUCUUCACUCACUCACACUGUAUUAGAGAUCAUCUCACAGGGUUUUGUCGGCGCGGAGGAGUCGCGUGGCGUCCACUAACCCACACACGGACAUUUCGACUUCACAAACACCUUCCCCGGUCAUUAGGACUAAUAAGGACAAAAGGACGGAGGAGUUCCACCGUGGGAAUGACGGAGCCGCAGACAAACGCUUGGCACUAAUCUCGGCCAUUGACUGACACAUAAAGCAAGCAAGGGCGAAACAUCUUAAAACUGGCUGGCGUUGAGAGCAGCCUGAGGACUGAGGCUUGGGUCUCGAAAGGAUUCAGCUCUGAAUGCUUGCAUAUCUCAGGGUUUAUUGUGUGCAUGCGUGUAGUUUUAAUGUAUCCAAACAAUAGGCAGUUUGGAGAGGGGAAGUAGGAGCUUGUAAUACACGCUUCCCUUGUGUUUGCCAGCCAGCCGGUAGGCAUAGGGAAGCUGAAGUCCUGUUUUAUACAGCUGGACACUUCUGAAGCGUUUUAAAUUAUUAGCUCUUUACCGAUCCACGUUGAAUAAGUAAACCCCUCGUUUUACUUAACAAUUAGCUUUGGGGUUCUCUCCAGGGACUGCUAGUUAGUCGUUUUUAGCUCCAUAUCACUGGAUGAAGGACGAUAGAUGUGCAUUUUCCAGGGAAGAGCAGCUUUAUGUGUGACUUUAUAGUCUAAUGAUUUUGUUUAAGCACUGACAGAAGUUUUAAACUUCCUGCUUUAGUUUCUCUCGGCUCGGGGUGUUAUUGUCAUAAAGAUUAUGGCAGCCGUUGUGAAUUACUCUCCUCCGUGGUGGGUUAACCUUCUCCACAGACUGCCUCACUUUAAUCUGCAAUUUGAACAAACCAGCAGUGAUUUUCGACCGGAGGACUCAUCUUACCAGCAGUCUAUCCUGCUGCUGGGCAGUGUAGCUCUGGCAUGCUUGGCCUUGGACCUCCUCUUCCUCCUCAUCUACUCCUGCUGGCUGUGCUGCCGCCGUAAGAAGAGCGAUGAGCAGACAAACGCAGACUGCUGCUGCACCGCCUGGUGUGUCAUCAUUGCCACCCUCGUCUGCAGCGCUGGCAUUGCUGUUGGUUUCUACGGGAAUGGCGAAACCUGUGAUGGCGUGAAUCGGCUUACCUACUCCCUCCGCCAUGCCAAUCGCACCGUGUCAGGAGUGGACAGACUGGUGUCAGAAAGUACAUCAGCUCAGAGCCAGACUGUGGACGAGAACCUUCGGCUACUAAAGGACCAGUAUGCAAAGCACACAGACUACCUGUCCAUCGUACAGAAACUCCAGGAUCAGCGGAGUGAGCUUGUUCGUCAGAUGACUGCCAUUCCCUUUUGGAGCGAUCUCAGCAUCUCCCUGGAGGAUCUGGCAACCCAGAUUGAACUAUAUGACUGGUACCGGUGGCUGGGCUACCUGGGUCUGCUGCUGUUUGAUGUGCUCAUUUGCCUGCUGGUGCUCUUCGGCCUUAUCCGCAACUCCAAAGGAACUCUGAUUGGGGUGUGUUUUCUGGGUGUGUUGGCGCUGGUAAUCAGCUGGGGCUCACUGGGUCUGGAACUAACUGUCUCCUCGGGCUUCAGUGACUUCUGUGCGGCGCCUGACAUGUACAUGACCAAGGUGUCAGAGCAGUAUAUGCUUAUCAAGAAAGAUAUCCUGCAGUAUUACCUCACAUGUAACGUGGGUCAGGUCAACCCCUUCCAACAGAAGCUGUCAGGAAGUCACAAAGCACUGGUGGAAAUGCAGGACGAUGUGUCAGAACUACUGUGCUCUGCAGUCCGGGAAUACCCCAAAACAAAGGGAAACCUUGAGCAAAUUCAGGGGGGUUUGAACACCACUGAAGUCGGACUGCACCAGCUCACUGCUCUUGUGGACUGCCGCAGUUUGCACGUGGAUUAUGUGCAGGCAUUGACUGGAGUGUGUUAUGAUGGACUGGAGGGUCUGAUCUACCUGGUGCUGUUCUCAUUCAUCACAGCUCUCAUGUUCACCUCUGUCGUCUGCAGUGUGCCACACACAUGGCAUGGCAAAAGGCCUGAUGAGGACAGUGAGGAGGAGUCCAUGGCUCAUGGAGGCAGACAGAAUCAUGAUAACCUGUACCGGGUGCACAUGCCCAGUCUCUACAGCUGUGGCAGCAGCUACGGCAGCAGCUACGGCAGCGAGACCAGCAUCCCUGCAGGAGCACACACUGUCAGCAACGCUCCUGUUACGGAGUACAUGACCCAGAAUGCAAACUUCCAGAACCCUCGCUGUGAGAACACCCCUCUGAUCGGGAGAGAAUCUCCUCCUCCAACUUACACAUCCAGCAUGAGGGCCAAGUACCUGGCCAACACCCGGCCCGACCCCAACAGCAGCACCUCCGCAAACUAGAGGAACACCGUCUUCUUUCCCUUCAGUCUAAAGCUCCCACUCACCCACAUGUUGUUCCCACAGCCCAGACCGGUUUCACCCCAGGCCCACCCAUCCAGCCAUGUUGAUCUUUGAUGUGUGCUCUCCAACCCAGCUGAUAAAGGAUGUCCCUGCAUCAUGUAAAUACUGCUGUCAGAGCAAUGUUCCAGAGGCCUCUUGUGCUAUUUCCAGAUGGCCGGUUCAGUUCAGGCAGCUAGUAGGGUUACUCUCAGCCCUGAGUGCUUGUGUGUGAGCGUCUGUAAUGAGUAUGAACUUCAUUACCUACAGAUGCAUUGAGUGACCUGUGUGUGUUGAUCCAAGCUGCCCUUGCUCAUUUGUGGUGCUCUUGCCAGAGGUCCAGAAAUGGUCCAGAACUGAAGAACUGGACUGGGUUUAACGCCCAUAACCCUACAUUCCUGCGUAGCCUCUGUCCUCUGGUCAUUUGAAGUAAUGUGACCUUCUCCAUUUGCAGGACCUACUGCCACAUCCCGACUCUACCGUUUACAUCAGUGGCAUCUACUGUAAUAUAACUGAACCGAUCUAAUCUGAACAGCGUGAGAGCAAUGAGAAUUUUCCCAGAAUUCAGUAACUGGGUUCCACUUGUUUAGGCUAGCCAUUGAGUGUACAUCAGUUGCGGUGAAUUAUGGAAGUGAGUGUACUUGAUUAUGUUCACUAUAGUUUCGGACACCAAAUAGUGCACUAUAUUUCAGACACAGCCCAAGUUUCUCGUCAAAAAGUUGCUUUUUCAUGACUAAUGGACCUUAAAGAUAAAAAUCUGACUGUGGAAGUUUAUGGACAUGCUUGCUUUAGCAAACAUGUUGCGUUACGGAUUCCAGUGUAAUGCAUGAAAUCAAGCUUGAGUUAGCUAGCUUUUGCAUUUUUGUACUUGUGUAUAGUAUGUUUCAGGCCUAAAUCUGUAGCAUACGCUGGUUGUGAGGAGAAGAUAUUCUUGGAUUUUUCAUCUCGUUUACAGGCUUGAGUUUUCAGUGAGAAAUUAUGGUUUGUAGAUGUUUACCUAUUGAAAUUCUUGUUGGGUCCUUCUCAAUACACAUGGACUGAAUUAAACCAACUACUCAUUUAACUGGGCUGUAUCCACUGCCAUUACUGGAAAACCUGGACAAGCAGAGCUGGACAAACCAACCUAACAAAGAGGAAGUUGAGGAAAACCUCAUCAGAUUGUUGACCAAACCUGGAUUUUGACCAAACGCUGAUGAUCUGGUCAACCUCAAACUGCUUUUAUAUCCAAGAACUUUCAGUCUGAAUUCAACAGAACUCUAAAAUUGUUUAGUCUGAUGCUGGGAUCGCAUCUGAACAUUACAUUUGUCCUAAUACUGUUCAAACAUGGAGACACUGGGACCAGCUUGCACAAUUUGUCAUGGCUUAUCUGUUCUAGGAAAGAAGCUGGGAGAAGUUCAUUGUAGUGUACACAAUGUAAACUUAACAUUUGGACCUUAAUUUUGCUGAUCAGUUUAGUCCUCAGGAAAGGGGACACCAAUAUGGCAGGAAGUAAAGUCAUCAGUGUCCUGUCUUUUUGUUUUGUUUUUUCAUUCAAAGAAAUGGAAGAGAGCCGCAAGCCUCGGUAAAUUGUGCUGUAAUUCAAUGUGACUUUCAAAGCCCGCAAUUUCCUGGCCUUGUUGCUUCUGUACCACAAAUUGCUUUCAUUCCCAGAGUUGAGGGGAAACUUGCCAUCCCUGAAGAGGACGUAAAAGUGAUGUGCUGUCAUCCAGAAUAUUUUCCCCUUGAUGAGAGCACAGACACACAGGAGGCUAGCAUCCGAUCAGGGUGAACUCCCUUUCUCCUCAAGAGACCUCUCUCUGAUGUUAUAGACUGAGUCUAGUAUGAACACGUCUCUCCUCUGGACCUUAUAAAGUGGUGCCAAUGUUCUCAUAUCAUGGGCAUCUUUGGUCCCACCUUCACACACACCUCAUACUGCCAACAUCUCAACUUCAGGACACCAAGUCCAGGUCAUAUCCUUACCAUUACAGGGCUCAACAAAAAGCAUUCAAAAAUGCUGCAUUUUCAUGAUCCACGUGCUCUAAAUUCAUAAUGAUAAAGGUUCAUAAUUCAUGAAGAAUAGAUAAAGCAUUGGUGUUUCAUUCUUAUUGUUGAGCCCUGAUUUCCAUCUCACAGAGAUCUGUGUGGGCUCUGCAUGCUGUUUAAAUGCGGACUGAUAACAAAUGCUAAUGUGACAGCGUUGCUCCUGAGGUCCCAGACUUUUAUGAAAACAUUCAAGCACUUUGUGGGGAAGGGGUGUAUUACAGCUAUAAGCAAACAGAGCCUUGGAUUGUGUUCGUCAGCUAUUAUUGGACCAUGUGAGUUCUUUUGCUUCUCAAAGGCAUGGUCGUCCUAUAAACAUUUAGUAGAACCAUGUUGUGUGCUACUGACGCUUGCAUUGGUUUCUCGAUUGAUGCUUUUGUGAUCAAUGAUGAGGUUUGUACGUCCUCAACUGUGCCAAUAACCGACAGCUUUCCUGUAUUUCUAAAUGUUUCGCAUCUUUGAAGCGGACUCUCGUGAGCUCUGUGUGGCCUGAGCAAUCAGAUGAGACACCUGUGAACAUGAGCCUGACGCUGUGGGAGUAUUUUUCUUUUUCUCUGUAAAUUACCACUUUAGUGAUGAUGCAAUCUCUGUUUUUAUGCUUGGUAAUGUCAUACUGCAAAAAUAAUGUAUAUACAGUAUAUUGAACAAAUGUUUGCAAGAAAAUGCCCCAUUAAGGACAUGAAAUUGUGAUAUAGUACAAACAGGAUUUUUUUUGUUUUUUGGUCCUCGUGACAUAUUUUUAGACAUUAGGAAGCACAAAAUAUUUUGUCUCUUUCAUGCGAUUUAAUGAUUUUGGUCUUUUAUCAAGAUGUUUUUAUAUGAUUUCACUGUAGGAUGA